Diabrotica balteata is the source of this 2045-nucleotide messenger RNA. Lineage: Eukaryota; Metazoa; Arthropoda; Insecta; Coleoptera; Chrysomelidae. The record is from the annotation of a GenBank genome assembly.
AUGGAUUCUAGUGCGUUAGGCGACAAAAAGAAUACGAAAUCAAUAAGGAAAACAUUGAGUGGGGAAAACCCUAUGUUACACAAAAAUGUAAGCUGCAAAAACCGCGAAAAGCCGUUCCAAAACAUGAGCAAAUUCGCCAUGUUAACCCAAUUUGUACCGCUAGCUUUGCUAACGGCAUCCCUGUUCCUCCUAAUAGACACAGGAGAAAGUUGCAACGAGGCCGUCUGUGGUAGUGUGGUCAGCAAAUGUCUACUAACGAAAUCCUGCAACUGCGACUUGAAGAACUGUACGUGCUGCAAAGAAUGUAUCAAUUGUCUGAGCUAUCUCUACAGCGAAUGUUGUUCUUGUGUUGACAUAUGCCCCAAACCCAACGAUACAGCGACAGAUUUGAGCCGAAAAUCGCACGUGGAAGAAUUCGAUGAAGGAGUCCCCCAACUUUUUUCUCUCCUAACCGACUUUCCGGACACUUACAAAAGAUGGGAUUCGAAAUCGUUUCCCAUAGACAUGGAACUGAAUUAUUACGAACCCAAGAAGGAAAUCAAAAUAUCGAUGUUAAGCGUCGAGCAAGAAGUGGACCCAGCCAAGCAGAACACCAUAACGGUCAACUGUACAGUCGCUUUUUGGGCGCAAUGUAUGAGCUGGAGGAAGUGCAAGACUAGUUGCCAGUCGAUGGGUGCCUCUAGCUACCGAUGGUUCCACGAUGGCUGCUGCGAGUGUGUAGGAGAAUACUGUAUCAAGUACGGUAUCAACGAAAGCAGAUGCUCUGAAUGUCCUCAAAGCGAAGAAAGUAAACAGGACAGCGAUGAUAACGAAGAUGACUACGAUUACGGCGAGCACGAUGAAGAUGACGAAGACGAUGAUCUACACAACAGUCCAAAUCUCUGAUAGUUGUAGGAAUAGUUUAACUUUUUAAGCUUAUCGUUUAUUUCCGUGUACAGUGUUACUUUAGCCAACAUUGUACGAUAAUGGUUUUGUUAAAGCUAGUUCUUUAAUAUCAUCAACCAAUUCGGUUUUUUUAAAUGAUAGUGGUUUGUCUCUUCUUUAACUAUUGUUAUCCCAGUGUAUUGAAGCUAACGUUAGUCUAAUCUAUAAUUUUAAUUUAUUAACUAAUAGUUAGGAAAUACGUAAGUUGUUUUUUUAUAAGAUAAAACUAACCCAUAGAAUCUAAUGCAGAUUUAAUAUUAAAUAGCAUUAAGAAAACAAUGAGGUAUAUUGACUUUCAGGUUAAUUUUGUGUGCAACAGAUAUUUAUAUAUGUACAAUAAUAUGAUAUAACUAAUUUUAGAUGCCUAAAGUGUUUAUACUAUAUUUAGUUAUGAGGUGAACUGGCUUGUAUUGAUUUUAUUACUGCUUUAGAUACUUUAUGACUGUUGACGACAUUGUUCAUCAUUUUAAUUUAUUUUUGAUUCAAUUAUUACUUUGACAAUUGAGUACAGAUAAAUGAUUUCUUGUUGUGUUGUACUUUGUUUGGUAAAGGUACUUUUAAGCCUUGAAUUAUAUUUCCAGGCUACACAUCUUUUUUAAAUGAUACUCGAUAGUAGUCAAUGGUCUUUCUGGUUUUAAUUUAAAUUGCAAAUUGCAAUUUACUAUUUUUACUUGGAAUUAACCACAAUUUGACUUUAAAAUAAGUUUAUUUGGACGAUUUGGUUUCCACUUCGGAAAUUUUAUUAAAAUACACUUAAUAAAUUAAACAAAUUUUAUAAUUUGUUACCGUUUGUAUUCUGAGAACAAUUUUGAAAGUGGAAAUCGAAACCUCAAAAUAGAUUUGUUUUAAAGUAAAAUUCCCAGCUUACUCACAAUAAAAAUAGUAAAUAGCAUUAAUUUACGUAAAUCAUAUACAGCAUAUUUUCGGAGGAUUCGUAUAAUUAUGAUAUUUCUAUAUAUUCUAAAUAAUAAGUUAUCGAUUUUAAUUAUAUGUUAAAUAUAAUGUAAUUAGUUGUUUAUAUAUUAAAAUUACAGCCGUCCAUAACAAAUUGUAUUACUUUUUGUAAGUACUAACGGGAACUGUAAAGUUCUAGAUUUGUAUUUGAUAACUAAAAAUAUUUU